Molecule: messenger RNA, 1701 nt
Organism: Cimex lectularius (bed bug)
Lineage: Eukaryota; Metazoa; Arthropoda; Insecta; Hemiptera; Cimicidae
Gene: qtc
Exons: 10
Coding region: 297-1592 (431 amino acids)
Source: RefSeq, a predicted model, not a curated record
CAGCCGAACAGGCACUCAUGCAGGCUAAUCUCAAUUCUCAGUCUGCUUGAGGGAUGUGCCUGAACGAUCCUGUCCUUCCAACAACCUGGUUCCUUAUAAACUGGUUGGUGACAUAAGAUCCCCCUUAUCGUACCUGACAGUUUUCAAUUUUAGAAAGUCCACGUUGGAUUUGAUUUGACAUUGAAUUGCUAUAAGAACAGCAGAUCCGACGCAACAAUCCAAAAACCAACAGGGGCCUAUUUUAUCUUAAUAUCUCAUAACAAAUGUCUCCAUAAAUAUUUUAGGCUUAAGGUUAAAUGGAGAAAAGUCAGAGCUUGAAGCGGAGGGACAGCAGUGGAAGCGAUGCUUCUACAAGUCGAAUACCUGUAUCUUAUACACCGUCGCUUUCUAGGAAACAGAGGCCUAAAUUAGAAAGACACCAAAGCUUGCAAUGCUUGUCUUCAAACUCAAGAGGCCGAAGCCCCAAAUAUGACGACGAUAAUGAGUCUUUAAGGAGUGGUUUCAGCGGCUGUAGCAACGUUUCACAAUGCGACCAUGCUCAUUUCGCCAGAAACGGAACAACGUACAGCGGCCGGUCGAAAAAAUUCAUCGUUCACUGUUCACCCACACACUUGGACUCGGACAAAUAUUUGACCCCGACCCAGAGAGCAAAUGCAACAAUCAAAAGGCUUCAGUCCAUGUUACAAGAAUCUCAGGCCGACAUCGCUGAAAAGGAAAAUGAGAUUGCCAGGCUGACUAAAGAACUGGUGGAACUGAGGCUGGUUAAAACCGAGGAAUUAUCAAAUGGCCAUUCUCCUGGUGGGGGGGAACUGAGAUUAACCAUAGAUCCAGUAGGAAGGCAAACUCUAGAGACAACGUCAUGUUCCCUUGCAGAUUCUGGUCAUUUUGAAGAGCUGAGCCUGAGUCCCCAUCCCUCACCACGGAAUGCACCUAACGGUGUGCAGGAAAAUGUAAAAAGAACUCAGAACUUGGUACAUUCCACGCCAGAAACGUUUAAUAAUAGUAGUAGAAUUGAUUUGUUGGUUCACAGGCUUGCAGAGGCUAAUGAUAGGUACUAUGAAAUGAAGCCACAAUAUGAAGGGCUGAAAAAACAACUUGAAGAAUUGCAGCAGUCUAAGGACGAAAUUGAAAAGAAAUUCACUGAGAGUGAGGAAAGGCAUAAAUCCACGUAUCUACAGUUAUUCAACAAAGGACAAGAGGCGGCAAUAUUUCAAGUCGAUGACAUGACUGAUGGGCCUAGCAAAGCUGAAAACCUUCCUAAACUGCUGAAAGAGCUUGAAGUCACUAAAUCGGAGCUUGAAAGUGUUAAGGAUGUAGAUUUCUGGAAGACGCACGGGUCGUUAAGUGGAAAGGAGGCUGUUUCUAUCUGGAACCUUUGCCGAAAGACCAUGUACAGGAGGCUGUUGGAAAGUAAUAAAUCCAAGGGUGAACAGGAGGCGGAAGUGACGCUCAAGUUUCUUAAAUCAGCGUUUUAUUAUUUCCUGACUGAUAAGGAGAACACGACAGGCCACUUGGCUGCCAUACAGAGCAUCCUUGGCUUCACUCCAGACGAAAAACAAGCGAUUGAAAAAGCUUCCUAUGGGUGGAAGUAGAAAUUUCCUCUUGUGAUUUUUGUUUCCUUGACGUGUUUAUGUUACCAUGAGGCCUAGUGCCAAGUGUUCCUUCUCCGAGUGAUUUGAAUUAUUGGUUUGUAAAAAAAAA